AUGGCGAUGAGAUCGGCCAUCAACGACAUCUGCAAUCAAUGGCCAAAAGUCAAUAGCAAUAUUCCUCAUGUAAAUCAAUUCCUUCAAGCUCGGUCUGUAACCACUUUCAAAAAGCUACCACAAGAAACGAGAGAGAAAAUGCAAAAUCAUGGCUGUCCAAUUUGUCGUAAUAACAUUAAAAACUUCGGAUAUAAGGAUGUCUUAUUGUUGAAGCAAUUUAUAUCGGAUGAAGGUAGGAUUUAUGGAAAACGAAAAACAGGUUUAUGUGCAAAGCAACAUCGCAAAGUUCUAAAAGCGAUUAAACGCUCUAGGGCUGAAGGGCUACUACCUAAUUAUAAAGCACCAACGCUUACGGAAGUUGAUGAAGAAGCCAACAAUGAAUAA
This is a messenger RNA of Trichoplax adhaerens, 384 nucleotides long. RefSeq lists its product as uncharacterized. Gene Ontology annotation, biological process: mitochondrial translation. The transcript is spliced from 6 exons. Gene Ontology annotation, cellular component: ribosome; mitochondrial small ribosomal subunit. The coding region runs from base 1 to 384 and encodes 127 amino acids. Lineage: Eukaryota; Metazoa; Placozoa; Uniplacotomia; Trichoplacea; Trichoplacidae. Gene Ontology annotation, molecular function: small ribosomal subunit rRNA binding; structural constituent of ribosome. The record is from RefSeq and is a predicted model, not a curated record.